This is a messenger RNA of Anolis carolinensis (green anole), 2986 nucleotides long. It is a transcript of the gene ube2f, whose product is annotated as ubiquitin conjugating enzyme E2 F (putative). The coding region runs from base 176 to 733 and encodes 185 amino acids. NCBI's taxonomy places the organism in Eukaryota, Metazoa, Chordata, Lepidosauria, Squamata, Anolidae. The transcript has 10 exons. The record is from RefSeq and is a predicted model, not a curated record.
GUGCACGUUUGUUUGUCCAAUAGCUCCUCCCCUCCCUUUCUACUUCCGGUUGGGGGAGGGCGGGGCUUCUGGUCGAGAAGGGGAGGAAGCUGGAGCCCGCCGGGGAUGGUUCUGGCCGCGGCUUCUGCUGUGGGGCCCGCGACUUGACGGCGUCGCCAGAUUGAAGAUAGCAGUAAUGCUAACAUUGGCAAGCAAACUAAAACGGGAUGAUGGUGUCAAGGGACCUCGUACAUCCAACCCAACCUCUGAUUCUACCCGAAGAGUGUCUGUUAGAGAUAAAUUGCUUGUCAAAGAAGUUGCAGAACUUGAAGCAAAUUUACCUUGUACGUGUGAACUGAAAUUUCCCGACCCAAAUAAGCUCCAUUACUUUCUCCUAACUGUAAAUCCAGAUGAAGGUUAUUAUCAAAAUGGAACAUUUCAGUUUGAAAUUGAGGUUCCAGAUGCCUAUAAUAUGGUGCCUCCAAAAGUGAAAUGUUUGACUAGAAUUUGGCAUCCAAACAUCACUGAAACAGGGGAAAUCUGUUUAAGCCUGUUGAGAGAACAUUCAAUUGAUGGGACUGGCUGGGCUCCAACUAGAACCUUAAAGGAUGUUGUUUGGGGAUUAAAUUCUUUAUUUACUGAUCUCCUGAAUUUUGAUGAUCCUUUGAAUAUUGAAGCUGCAGAACAUCAUUUACGGGACAAGGAAGACUUCCGAACUAAGGUUGACGAUUACAUUAAGCGUUAUGCGAGAUGAUGAAGGGAGCUGGAUGACAAGAGCUAUGGAUUGUAUAUGCAGCGUUGACUUGAGACGCAACAAACAAAAACACCCUGGAAUGUACUCGUCCUGUGUCCAUGUUGUUCUGAAGAAGAUAAACAAGCUUCAUAAUCGUCCAUGUGAAAUGGAGAGUUCACUGUCAAUCCAGCAAGAUAAUUGUGUAUCUUGGUUGAAAAAAAAUUGUUUCCUUAACUGCUAACGAUAUUUUAUUUUCUGAAUUUGUACUGUAUAUCCAGAGUUGAGACUUAUGCUUGAGACUUAAAAAAACAAAUCACUAUUAAGAUUAUUAACACUUUUUUUAAAAAAAAGUAAUGAGUGGUAAAAACGAACAGUGUGUUUACCUGAACUCUUAAAAAUUGGCAAUAAACGUGUGUUUUGUUUGAGAACUAAGGCACUGAAACGUUUGCCUUUUCCCAAACUGAAAUAAGAACAUGCCCUGCACUGAGCAAAGGAAAUUGCAUUAAGCCAGUUAUACCUGCAUAUGAAGUUCUUCUAUUUAAUUUAAUCCUCUGCUUUUUGUUCAUCUUUUUGCCUACAGUGUUUUUAGUUUGCAUUGAUUGUGCAAAGCACUUACUGAAACAAAGGCUGUUUCUGUAGCCUACUUACAAGCGGUGUAUUGCUUUUGUUUAAAAAAACCCCACACACUUUUAAAUGCAAGUGCAAAGAAAGGGAAUGUCAUUUAUAAAUAAUGCCUCUUCGACGUUUCAAUUCUGCUGUGGGAGUUGACAUUAGAGACUGUUACGUCAUAAAGUAAACCUGAAGUUUCAAGGAGUAACUUGGGGAAACGACCUGGAGCUCUAGGGGCAGAUUUAAUGCACACUACAAUCUUGUUGUGAUGCUCUUGGAAGCCAAACCUCCUGUGGCAAAGGUAAAGUGUAUUAAGAGUGGUUUUAAAGCCUACUUGGCUAGUUGUUUCUUUAUCAAAUAAUGUAUAUAUGAAACUGCAAAUUUCAUGUUCUGGGUUUGGGGGGGGGGGGCAUAUGUACCUCAGGAAUGCGUUCGAAGCAAAUGCCGCAACGUGUGCUUACUAUUUUAGCUUAGUUCUUCCUGACAUACAUUGAUCAAAACAGAGGCCCAGUAUUGCUACUGUAAUUGACUAGGGAUUCAGUGACGAGAGAGAGAGAGAGAGCCAUACUCAAAUUAACUUUAUUUAGAAUUAAUGCAGCAAAUAUGACAUGUUUGGAUUACAAUGAUGAAUUACCACCAAAGGCGAAGGUGAAUAAAUGUUUGUAUAGUUUCAUACAUACGGUGUGCAUUACAUUUCUGCCUUACCUCCUCCAUGGAAAAAAAAAUUAAUUCAUCUGGUGCUUCUGUCGUUUGUUAUUAUGGCACCCUUUUAGGUUUUCACAAUGAAAGCCCUGGCAUUUCACUACAAUGUUGCAAAGUGUUACCUGUGCAACACCAUCAGUUGCCUGGUGUCUAUGCAAUCCUGCCAAAGUUAGGCACCUUUUCAAGAUUGAAACAGGUGCUUGAUCAUCCCAUUGUCGCCCACAAUACAUAAAACUGUUAAACGUAUGCUAGAUUGCAUCUAACAUAUCAUACAUGAAGUUUGCUCAUUGCUUCUCAGAAAAAAUGACGUCUCUGGGUAUUGCUUUUAGCUAGCAGAGUUGUGUUUUGGGAGAUUACUCACAGUUCUUUUUCUAGGACUCCCAAUUCAAGGGUCUUCCAAACGUAUUAGACCUGCAACUUCUAGCAUUCCUCAACAUUGUCUACCAUGGCGAGGGCUGCUGGGAAUUGCAGUUUAGUAACAUCUGGAGGGUAACAAAAUUCUAUGCUGGCUUCCCAACACAUUCUAAAGUAGGGCUAUGCAAAAUGGCAGAAAUCCACUUUGUUUUCAUUCUGUUUUCAUUUCAAAUUUCGAGUCAUCCCCCACCCCUGGUUCUGUUUUUGGAAAAAUUCUUACGGAAACAGAACUCCAGAUCAUGAAUGCCUAAUCUCUUGGAAUCUUCCCGAAAACAGAACGUGGGUACCCGAAAUUUGAAACGAAAAUAGAACAGAACGAUUUCUGCUGUUUCGUGCCCCCCAUAAGUUUUCCCAGUCUCAGUUUUCAUGAAAAGCAUUCUCCACCAAAAAAAAAAAAAUCCGAAACAGAAGUAAGAGCCACUGCACAUUCAUCUAUGUGAUCAGUAAAUGUGAAUUUAGUAUGACAGAGUGCUUUCCCACGUUGAAAAUGUAUAAUGUGGCGAUACAUUUCUUUUAAAGUUCUGAUUAAAGUUAUUCAUAGUUUUGCCA